Molecule: messenger RNA, 5326 nt
Organism: Crotalus tigris (Tiger rattlesnake)
Lineage: Eukaryota; Metazoa; Chordata; Lepidosauria; Squamata; Viperidae
Gene: FBLN5
Product: fibulin 5
Exons: 11
Coding region: 462-1796 (444 amino acids)
Molecular function (GO): calcium ion binding
Source: RefSeq, a predicted model, not a curated record
GUGUUGUAAGGAGUCUAGCCAGUUGGUGAGCUCUCUAAUCUAAACCAGCUGUCCCUAAAUUGAGGCCUCCCAUUUGCAUUGUUUUAACAUACUUAGAAAAUGAAGUAUUCAUUUUUAACAUUCCUCCUCCAAUUGGUUUAAUGCUGAAUUACAGAAGGGAACUAAGCAAAACCAGGUGCUUUUGCUGUGUUCACUCCAGUGUCUGAGGAGGAGCAGACCUCUCUGAUUCCCUUCCCUCUCCUCCCCUCCCUCCUCCUUCCUUCCCCUUUCUUCCCCUCAUUCUUUCUGUCUCUCUUUCUCUCUCCCCGUUUCUCUAUGAUUUGGCCUUUUAUUCUCUGGAAAUUAAAUGAUGGUAGGUCUGAAGUUCUAGCAAAAGAUUUAAUGUACAAAAGCAUUUUUAGAUAUUCAGCUGUACGGGCAUUACUGUUUUACCUCCUUGGCUUUAUUCAUCAGUUUUGGACAUGACAGCAUUUAAAAGGUUAAUGCCCAUUUUCAUGGCUGUUGGCUGUCUCAUUAGUCAUGGAAUGACACAGCAACAAUGCUCAAAUGGGUUUGAGAUGGAGCGUGUGUCAGGCCAAUGCUUAGAUAUUGAUGAAUGCCGCACUAUUGCUGAGGCCUGUAGAGGAGACAUGGUGUGUGUCAACCAAAAUGGUGGCUAUUUAUGCAUUCCACGAACAAAUCCUGUCCAGCGAUCCCCAUAUAUGAAUCCUUACGUACCUAGUGUGUACCCACCACCUCCAGUCCCAGCUCCUGCUCCAAAUUAUCCUACUGUUGGAAGAGUGCCUCCCAUUUGUCGGUUUGGGUAUCGAAUGAAUGAAAACAACCAGUGUGUAGAUGUCGAUGAAUGCGCAACUGAAUCACAUCAGUGCAAUCCUACCCAAAUCUGCAUCAACACUGAAGGAGGAUAUACUUGUUCCUGCACUGAAGGAUAUUGGCUUUUAGAAGGCCAAUGCUUAGAUAUAGAUGAAUGUCGCUAUGGAUACUGUCAUCAGCUAUGUGCCAAUGUACCUGGCUCCUAUUCCUGUACCUGCAACCCAGGAUUUGUACUGAAUGAAGACGGAAGAUCGUGUCAAGAUGUGAAUGAAUGUACAACUAACAACCCUUGUGUACAAAACUGUAUCAACACCUAUGGCUCAUUCCUUUGUCGUUGUGAUCCGGGCUAUGAAUUGGAAACCGAUGGCAUUAGCUGUACUGAUAUGGAUGAAUGCAGCUUCUCAGAAUUUCUCUGCCAGCAUGAAUGUGUUAAUCAGCCAGGUAGCUACUACUGUUUCUGCCCGUCUGGCUACGUUCUUGUUGAGGACACUCGGUGUCAAGAUGUUAAUGAAUGUGAGGUUGGGAAUCACACUUGUAACGUGCAGCAAACAUGUUUUAAUUUCCAAGGAGGAUUCAAAUGCCUAGACCCAGUAAGAUGCGAGGAUCCUUAUAUCCGGAUCAAUGAAAAUCAUUGUAUAUGUCCAACUGAAAACCCUAGCUGUAGAGACCAGCCAUUCACCAUCUUGUACAGAGACAUGGAUGUAUCAGGACGUACUGUGCCCUCCGAUGUAUUUCAGAUGCAAGCAACCUCUCGCUACCCUGGGGCUUACUACAUCUUUCAGAUUAAAUCAGGAAAUGAAGGCAGAGAAUUCUAUAUGCGGCAAACUGGACCUAUCAGUGCCACGCUUGUGAUGACUCGUCCUCUGAAGGGGCCACGUGACAUUGUGUUGGACCUGGAGAUGGUCACUGUUAACACUGUCAUCAAUUUCAGAGGAAGUUCUGUCAUUCGACUGAGGAUUUAUGUAUCACAAUAUCCAUUCUAAACCUAGACUGGCAUUGCUUUCUUUAAAACUACCACAGCAGCAGCUGAAAAAGGACCCUUUUCUGCCCAAACUUUUUUUCUCAGAAGUCAAUUCUUCUAACAAUUCAACUUGAAAUUAAUAUUCAGACAUGUCACAAUGGUUCAUGUUACAAUAACUGGACAGUACUUCUUGUGGUUUAAAGGCACCUGAGCUUUGAAUUAUCAGUGGAUUCCAUAGAGUUAUUUUAUUUUAUUUUGCUCAUGAGUGUUUAGGUACUUUGGUCUUGCUUUCCAAACUUUUUCUAAAGUGUGAUUAAAAGCUUUAAAAACUGUGAAGAUUUUCACUGUAAUGGCAAUGCUGUUUAGCCAAAACACUAGAGAAACUGGGAAAGUUGGCUUCUACUGUUGUUUUCUAAAAACUAAAGAAAAACAAGUAAAAAAUGCUUGUGGGACCAGGAAAGCAUCAGCUACUCUCUCAAAAAAAUUUUUUAUGGAAUAAUCUUACAUUCCGAACCCUGGGUUUGAUUCAGGGAGAAUAAUUCCUUAUUGGCUUUGUUUUAUACUUUCCCCCUUUAUUUCCAGGCCAGGGAAUUGACUGCCUGGAGAUCUUAACUAGAAUCCAAACCAAUCACAGCUAUAACACUUGCUUAAGAGAACUUUGCACGUAUACUUCUUGAGUAUACCCAUUUACACUCUAGGCAACCUGUUCUUAAAAUAGACAUAGUUUUCAAAAACAGCUUUUUGAAACAACUUAGAAUGGCAUGUCAAACUUAAUGCUCAACUUUAAAAUAUUUUUUUAAAAAGUCAUUUCAGGCACAAAAAAAACAGGCACACAUAAAACAAUUCUUUGGAUAUGGCCAUUACGGAUAGUAUGAUGUAAUUUAAUGACAUACUUUAAAAUAUUUACUCAAAAAGAGGCCAUUAUCUUUUCAUUAUCUAUUCCAGGCCCAUUUCCUUAAUAGUCACAAAGCAGCCUACUGCUGUGUAAUGAUAGUUCAAUAUGAAAUCAGCAGAAAAAAUCCACACAUAUAUGUCAUUUUAGCAACUCUAACAGAACCAUUUUUAUUCUUAGUUUUAUUAUGCUUAUUUUAUAUUACUCUUUUUUUUCUGCAUAGGAAAAACAUGCAUCUGCAAUUCAAGAAAUACCCAGGCUAGUAAUUAGGAUGGCUCAAUAACAGAGUAUGUAAGUUCCUAGCUUAGUUCCCAGUGUUUCCAGUUAAAGACCUUGGGAAGCAGAAUGGGAAUAUCUAAUGCCUUAAAGAAUUGUAACAAGUAACCGCAUCCCUUAAAUUGGUUACUGGUUUGACCUUGAAAAAGGAAGCUUUUUUUGCAUAUUAAAAAACUAGAUGUACUAUAUUCAGUGAUAUAUGUUCUAAAUACAGAUAGUCCUUGAUUAACAACCACUCGAUCAGCAACAGUUUUAAGUUAUGACACUUCUGAAUGAGGCAAAUUACAGUUGACCCUCAAAUUACAGCUGUCGUGGCAUCUCUGGAGGUGACAGUAUCACAAUUUGGGUGUUUGGCCUGGGAGUGCAGUGGUUAGAAUGCAGUAUUGCAGGCUAACUCUGUCCACAGCCUGGAGUUCGAUCCUGAUGGGCUCAAGGUUGACUCAACUUUCCAUCCUUCAGUAAAAAAAAUUACCCAGAUUGUUGGGGGCAAUAUGCUGACUCUGUAGACCAUUUAAAGAGGGUUGUAAGGCACUAUGAAGUGGUAUAAGUCUAAGUGCUAUUGCUAUUGCUUGGCAAUUAGCUUGCAAUUACGACACUACAGUGUCCUGCAGUCAUGUGAUUGCCAUUUGGUUUCUGGCAAGCAAAGUCAAUGGGGAAACCAGCAGGAGGUCACAAAUGGUGAUCAUGUGACAUCAAAGCUAACAGGAUUUGCUUAAUGACCUAAAAUGGAAAUGCCAGGUAACACAGUUUAUAACCGUGUUGCUUAGUGAUGGAGCUCUUUGUCCCAAUUACUGUUGUUACCCAACAUCUACCUGUAGGCAUUAUAUUAAAACAUACAGUUAGUCCUGGACUUAUGACCACAGUUGGACCAGAAUUUCCAUUCUAAAUUGGUGCAAUUAUAAAACAGUUAUCACAUGACUGAACCCAAUUUUAUGAUCAUUUUUAUUGUAGUCAUUAAGUGAAUGGUAAUAGUAGUAAAGUUGGAAGGAACCUUGGAGGUCAUCUAGUCCAACCCCCUGCUCAGGCAGAAAACCCUACACCAUUUCGGACAAAUGGCUGUCCAGGCUCUUCUUAAAAACUUCCAGUGUUGGAGCAUUUACUGCUUCUGGAGGCAGGCUAUUCCACUUUUCCAACACAUGAAUUACUUCAUACUUUUACUAUAUUAUGAACAUUUUUAAGAUUUCCAGUAUGGAUAAAAUCACAUGAGAUUAAGAAAAUAGGAACUAGCUAUGCUGAAUCUGAUUUCUCAAUGCAUAUUCAAAAUAAUGUACAGUAUGUGGUCCAAAUUUCAACAGAAGCUCAGUAAGAAUUAGAUUUUUAAAAAGCUGAUUGCACUGUCCUGGGACUUGAGAUCAUAGUUGUGAUUGCACUUCCACACAUAUUUAGGGAACAUUUAUUUAUGGGAGUAAAAAUCAAAACAAAUCAUAGUGGAAACGAACAUAGUUCUGUCAUUUGCAGGAUAUAUAUAUUUUUAAAAGUUGCUUUCCUGCACAUAUGGUUUGUAAUAGUUUCAAUAACUCAAACAAAACACUGAUUUUUUUAAAAAACUGUAUUUUUAUUUUUAAUUGUUUUAUUUUUUCACUGGCUUCACCAGUUUUCUGGGAACAAAAAUAUAUUGUUCAGAACCAAAGUGUGAACAUACAUGUUCACUAAGGGGCUAUAUUUUCCUGAAUGUUCUGAUCAUGUAAGAGGCUCUAUUCCUAGUCCAGCUGUGCUCAAUUUGUAAGUUGUUUAAACUUUUAUUCAAAGUAAAAAAAAAAAAAGUUGUGCAGAUUUUUUAAAAAGGAAAAUUAUAUUUGGCAAUAUAUCUAUGUCUGGACUCUAAAACAGCAGCAAACCUUGGAUGACUUCUUUUGUAUAAUUAUAAUUACUUCAGACUAUAUGAAUGACCUGGCUUGAGAGCAUUUAUUUCUUUUUAAAGUUCCACAAACUUGUUCCAAAGGUUUACUGUUGCUCAUGCAUAUAAUGCUGAACGUAUGUCCAAAACAGGUAUUUUACAUGUGCAGAUGGAAAAAUAUGUGAUGGUUAUUUGAUUGUCCAUUUUCUGGAGGACUAUUGUACUAUGUUACUUUUCUCCCUAACAAUCGAAUGAUCAUCUACUAGCGCUUUACUGAAAUGAUUUUGUUUCCUGCUCCAGCUCAGUCACAAAAGGAAGAUUUCUCUCUCCCCCCCCCCCGCCGUGCAUUAUAUGAUGAGGCAAUGCAAUUGCGUCAGUGCUGCUUGGACACAAAGGGUUAGAAAUACUUUUUCUUUGCUGUAUAAAAAGCCAAUAUUAAUGGUGAAAUACUUUUAUGAAAAAUGUGCUGAGGAAAUUAUUAACCGGUGAAAACCCUGCUGAAAUAUAUGGAAAUUAUUAAGUAAAUAAACUAUGCCUGAAGACAUAA